Mugil cephalus (flathead mullet) is the source of this 4888-nucleotide messenger RNA. Its product is annotated as GTPase IMAP family member 8-like. Bases 42 to 3521 code for a protein of 1159 amino acids. The transcript is spliced from 5 exons. NCBI's taxonomy places the organism in Eukaryota, Metazoa, Chordata, Actinopteri, Mugiliformes, Mugilidae. Gene Ontology annotation, molecular function: GTP binding. The record is from RefSeq and is a predicted model, not a curated record.
GCAGCUGAUUCAGUCUCUGAUGUUUCCAGCAAAGUCACAUAAUGGAGACUGCUACAGAUCAGCCUCUGAAGCGCAGCAGUAGCUUUGGAUUACUGCCACCUUUCAUGUCUGAGCUGAGGGUUGUCCUUCUGGGGAACAGCUGCUCUGAGAGGAGUUCAGUGGGGAACUUCAUCCUGGGAGAGAACACGUUCAACUCAGAGGAAGAACCAGAACGUUGUCUAAAAGUCAGUGGACUGAUUAAAGACAAAGAAAUAGUUCUCAUCAACACUCCAGAUCUGCUGCUCUCCAACAUCUCUGAAGAUGAACUCAGAGAACAUGUAGGAACCUGUGUGAGACUCUCUGAUCCUGGACCUCAUGUGUUGCUGCUGGUUCUACAGCCUGAAGACUUCACUGAGGAACACAGACAGAGACUCUGCAGAGUCCUGGAACUCUUCAGUGAUCGAUCAUUUCAUCAUUCACUGGUUCUGAUAACAUCACCCAGAGAGGAGAGAUCAGCUUCCAUUGAAGAACACAUGAAACAUCCACCUUUAGGAGACUUUAUCAGUAAAUGUAGAGCCACAUUGUUGCUGCAGGAGAAACCUGAUCACCAACAGCUGUUAUCAGUCAUAAAAAACGUAGUGAAGGAGAACAAUGGAGACCAUGUGAUAUGUGAUGUGUUCAAAGAUUCAGCAUCUGGUUUACCUGCUGGUCAUCAAACAAGAGCAAACAUGGAUGAAGAACAAAGAGUCAGAGUCCACUCAGAUCCUGUUAAAGGCACCGCACAUCAACUCAGAAUAGUGGUGUUUGGAAGAAGCGAUAACAAAAAAACAAAACUCGGAAACUUCAUUUCUGGAACAAAAGGGUUUCAUAUCCGCAAAAAUUUUGAAGGCAAACGAAUGCAGUGUGUGGCUGCCAGCGGUGACUGGAACAGGAAACCACUAACAGUGGUUAAAACUCCAGAUGUCUUCAGUCUUCCUGUGGAAGCAUUUGUAGAAGAGAUGAAGAACUGUGUGAGUCUCUGUCCUCCUGGACCAAAUGUUCUGCUGCUGUUAGUGAGGCCUUCUGAUUUCACUGAGAAGAACAGAAAAACUCUGAAGUUCAUCCUGAGUUUGUUUGGACAAGAAGUCUUUAAAUAUUCAAUGGUGGUCAUCACACAUGGGGAUGAAAUGGAUGUCUCUGUUAAUGAACUCCUUAUAGACUGUGGAGGGAGACACUACUACAUGUUCAAAGAGGAUCACAACCAGCUGAUGGAGCAGAUUGAGAAGAUUGUUGAUGGAACCAGAGGAAACUUCCUCACCUUCACUGAAGAGACCAUCAAACCAAAGUUAAACCUGGUUCUGUGUGGGAGGAGAGGAGCAGUGAAGACUUCAGCAGUCAAGGCCAUUUUAGGUCAGACAGAGCUUCAUUCAGCCUCCAACUCAUCAGAGUGUGUUCAGAAUCAGGGAGAGGUGUGUGGACGUUGGGUUUCCCUGGUGGAGCUGCCUGCCUUGGAUGGAAAACCUCAGGAGGCAGUGAUGGAGGAAUCAUUGAGGUGUAUCUCCUUCUGUGAUCCUGAGGGCGUCCAUGCCUUCAUCCUGGUCCUACCUGUGGCUCCCCUCACUGAUGAAGACAAGGGAGAGUUAGAGAUCAUCCAGAACACAUUCAGCUCUCGAGUCAAUGACUUCACCAUCAUUCUGUUCACUGUGGAGUCAGAUCCAACUCAUCCAGCUGUUGUUAACUUUGUAGAAGGAGACAGAGACAUCCAGGAGAUCUGUCAACGUUUUGGAGGAAGAUCUUUUGUUCUCAACAUCAACAACAAACAGCAGAUCCCACAACUGUUGGAGACUUUAGUAAAAGUCAGACUCUCCAAUGAUGAACCAUGCUGCUACACAACAGGAACAUUUGCUCAGGCUCAGAUGGAUAAAGUCUUACAACAACAGGAUAAGAUUGAGAAACUGAAAAAGACCAAAGUCUCCUCUGCAGGUGAUGAAGAGAAGCAGAGUCCAGAGCGUCUCAGGAUUGUGUUGAUAGGGAAGACUGGAAAUGGAAAGAGUUCUUCAGGAAACACCAUUCUAGGAAGAAAACAGUUUAAAGCCAAAUCAAGUCAAACAUCAGUCACCAAACAUUGUCAGAAAGCUCAGGGUGAGGUGGACGGUCGUCCUGUUGUUGUAGUGGACACUCCUGGUCUGUUUGACUCAACUUUGUCCCAUGAAGACGUCAAUGAGGAGAUGGUGAAAUGUAUCAGUCUUCUGGCUCCAGGACCACAUGUCUUCCUGUUGGUGUUACAGAUUGGAAGAUUCACACCAGAGGAGAAGGAGACACUGAAACUCAUCAAAGAAGUCUUUGGAAAGAAUUCAGAAAAGUUCACCAUCAUUCUAUUAACUGGAGGAGAUUUGUUGAAACAACAUAAACUGUCCAUUGAAGAAUACAUAGAAACAAAAUGUGAUGAUUCUUUUAAGAAGCUGAUCUCUGACUGUGGAGGAAGAUACCAUGUGUUUAAUAACUAUGAUGAAAACAACCAGCAACAAGUCAGAGAGCUGAUAACAAAGAUUGACACCAUGGUGAAGGAAAAUGGAGGCAGCUGCUUCACCAAUGAGAUGCUGCAAGAGGCUGAAACAGCAAUAAAGAAAGAAAUGGAGAGAAUCCUGAAGGAGAAGGAGGAAGAGAUGAAGAGACAGAGAGAGGAACUAGAAAGGAAAUAUGAGGAAGAAAGGGAAGCCUUAAAAAUACAAAUGGAAGAACAGACAACAGAAGUUGAAAAGGAGAGAAAACUGAGAGAAAAGCAACUGAAGGAAAUGGAGGAAAACAUCAAGGAGGAACGAGAGGAAAGAAAGAAAGAACAAGAGAAGAGAGAAGAAGAAGAAAUGAAAAGAAAACAGCAGGAAGAAAGACAACUAUGGAUGUGGGAACAAGAACGAGAAGCUUUGGAGAAAAAAAUCAAGUUAGAAUCAGAAGAAAAGGAAACAAUUGAUAGAAAACUGGAGGAUAUGAGAAAAGAGAUGGAAGAAAAACGAGAAGAAUGGGAGAAAGAACGAAAAGAAUGGUGGGAGAAACGAUAUCAAGAAAAUGAACAGAGACGACAGGAGGAGAAAAGAAGAAUGGAUGAACUUGAAGAAAAGUACAAGCAGGAAAAAGAAGAAUAUGAAAAGAAACAAAUAGAGGAUCAGAUCAGAAGAAAAGAGCAAGAGGAGAAAGAGAGAAAAGAUUUAGAAGAAAAACACAAACAAACUCUGAAGAAUCUGAAGAAGAAUUAUGAAGAUGAUGCCAGAAAGAAAGCUGAAGAGUUCAAUGGAUUUGAAAAGAAACAUUUGAGGGAAUUAGCAGCUCAGAAAGAAGAGUCUGAGAAACAAAUGUAUGAAUUAAUGAGACGUGUGACCAACAACACAGAAAACCUGAAUAGAAUCAAGUAUUUACUGAGAAACCAUGAACAACAAAUGAAGGAAGAGAAAAAUGAGGCUGAAAAGGAAAAUCUGCAGAAGUCACAGGAGAAAGAGUUGAAUAAUUUGAUCCAAAAGAUUCUGAAACAAAAAGUUGAGAACACAUCAAGCUGCAGCAUUUUAUAAAGUCGUGUUCUUCUUUUGUGAUCAUACACACUGUUUCUCAGUGUGUAUGAUCAUCUCCAGUAGAACAGUUAAAGAAGAACCAGAUGAAUGUUUAGGAACAAGUCAAAGUCCUGACCUUCAUCCAGUAGAAAUGUUGUAGCAUCAGUUGAUGAGAGGAAAUCACCAACAUCUCACACUGACCUGGUUCUGUUCUGAUUAAUGGGAUCAAACUCCUCCAAGCUGCAGACAAACUCACAGAUAUGUGCAUGAUACCUUUAGUUGGACAGUAAGGGUCAUAUUUCAGUUUCAUGUCUUUCACUGGGUUCUCUUUCUCUCCUUUCAGGACUUGUUUGAAAUUCUGAUGAUGUUUUGAGUCAUUUUUAUGCAGAAAUAUAGAAAACAACCUUUAAGCUGCUCUGUAUGUUACAGAUGACUGAUUUCUGCUGUUGGACAAUGUUUUUGUAUUCCAUUACAUCUGGACCAGUUAACGUUACUGUUACUGUUGAACUAAGGAGACGUUGUGUGUUGUUCAGUGUGACUCUUUAAAGGACUCAUGUUCAUUGAAGCUGUGUCUACCUGCUGAUCAAUGAGACCUUGUAGUUUUUACUCUUUGAAACUCUCCAAAUGGAGCUGAUCUUCAUUCUGGAUUUUCUCUCUUCAGGUUUGUUCAAAUCAACAUUUUAUGGUGGAAACAUUUGGGUUGUUUUCUUUCCUGUUUUAUCUCAGACGUGUUAAUGUUCAAAGAGUUGAUGCAGCCAGAUGCUGUUCAUCCUGCAGGAAACCUUCAUCUUCUGUUCUCUUGGAGUCUUUGUUUCUAAAAUCCAAAGACAUGAAUGAAGAGGAAGCAGCAGGACUUCAGCAGGAAGCUCUGGUUUUCUUUACAACAUGACGGAGAAAUGAUGUUUGUGAUUUCAGUGAAAUAAAAUGUUCUGAAGUCACAACAUGAACUGAACUAUGAAACACAUGAACAUCUUUAACCUGAUGUGCAGAUAUCAGACUGUAGAGACAGAACACAUUUUCUUUUUUAUCCUGCUUUGAUUUAUUGAGUCUUCAUUUCUGAUUAUGUAAUGUAGAUGGAUUUCAGUGCAUGUAUUGAUCAUCCAGAUUUUUAUCUUGAUAUUUGAUCCAAAGAAACUUGUAACCAUGAGAUAAACUGUCAGAUGUGUCCUGAUAAAUAGAAUGACAUUAGAAACAUGUAGAACAUCUGUAUUUAGACGUCUUCUCUCCUUAACAUCUCCACAAUCUGUAGCUGAUAAGAACUGAUUUUACAUUCUCAUCCAGUGCAUUAUUUACUAACCAGAGUAUAUGUUGAAUAUCUGACUCAUUUUAUUGGUUCAUUGUGAAAUUAAACAGCCACAGUAUCUGAAUAAAGCAAAGUGAACUGAGAA